ACCGGGCGAAAUGGCGUGAAAAGAGUGUGUACUGUCUCGCACACCUUAACCUGUCAUGUUCACAUAAAAUUAAAUUUGCAUUGUUUAGUUCUCUGGAUCAAAGCUGUGAUAUGUCAGAGAGGGAUUACGGAUAAUUCAUCUUGUUUGGCACAUUAGUGAAAUUGCAUUGUUGGAUACCAUCAUAAUAAAAUAGAUGUAAAUGUAUUUCCGGUCUCGGGACUUAUCCGUCUUCCGCCCUGAUGCCCUUGUAGCUAUGGAAACUCGUCAAUGGCAACAUCCACCAGCCUGUUCACCCGUUUUGACCAGGGGCACCGAGUGUGAUAGCUAGCUAGCUGGCUUUAUGUGUGCCAGAAUUACCGAUCCAUUACCAAGGUUUCAAGAUGGCGUUACAACGACUGACGGCUGUGUUCAUCCUUUACUCGAUUCUCGGCUACAUUCCAUCACGUGGAGUAAUCCUCCGAACCACAGACAAGACUGUGUGGGCAAAUGAAUUUGAACCUAUUGAGUUGACCUGCUUGAUAGAGUCCAUCUCAACAAACAACCCCAGAAUCGAAUGGAAGAAAAUCAAAAACGGUGUCCCUAGUUAUGUGUACUUUCAAAAUCAAAUUUCGGGGGACUUGGAGCACAGAGCCCAGCUGAUCCAGCCAGCCAACCUACUGAUCCUCAACACCAGCCGUGCAGACACUGCAGAGUACCGCUGUGAGGUCGCUGCCAUUGAUGACCACAAACACUUUGAUGAAAUUCUAAUCAGUCUUGCUGUCAGGGUAAAGCCUGUGGUGCCCAGGUGCAGUGUGCCUGUGGCAGUGACUGUUGGCACGUCCUCUGAGCUGCGCUGCCUAGAGAACGAGGGCUUCCCUGCCUCACAGUACCGCUGGUUCCGCAACAACGAGGAGCUUCCCCAGGACCCAAAGAGCAGCCCCAAGUUCAUCAACUCCACCUACUCCAUUAAUGCUGACACGGGUGGUCUGAAAUUCCGCAGGAUGAGGAAGGAGGAUGCGGGGGAGUAUUACUGCCAGGCAAAGAAUGAAGCUGGACAUGCACAGUGUCCCGCACAGCUGAUGGAAGUCUAUGAUGUCGACAUAGUGGGGAUUUUUCUGAAGGUGUUGGCGGCAUUGGCCGGAUUCACUAUUGUGAUGGUGGGGGUUUAUCAUGCACACAAACAUGGCUGCUUCUCCUCCGGCAAGGAUCACACAGGAACCAACUACAAACCGCCAGCGGCAGAUGAUGGUGUUGAAUAUGCCGAAGCAGAUGAGGGUCACUUCCGGCACAAAUCAUCAUUUAUAAUUUGAAAUCUGAGAUAGAAGACCGUCAAGAGGGGAAACACUGAAGAGGAGACACACUGAAGAGGAGACACACUGAAGAGGAGACACACUGAAGAGGAGACACACUGAAGAGGAGACACACUGAAGAGGAGACACACUGAAGAGGAGACACACUGAAGAGGAGACACACUGAAGUCAAAAGUGCAUCAAAUCCCAUAAUAGGGCUUCGUGUGAGAAAUUUGAGCUGUAACAUUGCACAUUCUUUUUUGGUGCGCAUCAACAAUUAACCUACAAGCUUGCCAAAGUUAUCAUCUUGAAAAAGAUCAAUCAUUAUUUCAAAAUUUCUGAUAGGCAAUUGCAACGUCAUGUCCCUGUUAGUACACUGUUUAUUUUUUUUGUAGCACAAAUAUGUUUUUCCUUAGUCGUUAAUGUAACUACAACUACAGUACGAUUUUAAAGCUUUGACAUUUGAACUUCCACUAACAUGUUCAUCUAAACUGAUGCUGGAACAUUCCCCCAUACUGUUUUUGGACAAUGAUUUUUGACUUCUAAACAUUUCUACAAAAUAUACCAAGCCUGUUUUACAAAAACAGCCUUGCAUAGCCUCUGAAUGCAAGAUGGACUGGUUUAUGUUAUUAUGAAGGAAGGUUGUGUCAAUAUAUUUGUUAAUAUAUAUAUACUACCGUUCAAAAGUUUGGGGUCACUUAGAAAUGUUCUUGUUUUUGAAAGAAAAGCACAUUUUCUGUCCAUUAAAAUAACAUCAAAUUGAUCAGAAAUACAGUGUAGACAUUUUUUAUGUUGUAAAUGAUUAUUGUAGCUGGAAAGAGCUGAUUUUUUUAUGGAAUAUCUACAUAGGCAUACAGAGGCCCAUUAUCAGCAACCAUCACUUCUGUGUUCCAAUGGCACGUUGUGUUAGCUAAUCCAAGUUUAUCAUUUUAAAAGGCUAAUUGAUCAUUAGAAAACUGCAAAAUGGAUAUGUUAGCACAGUUGAAAACUGUUGUUCUGAUUAAAGCAAUAAAACGGGCCUUCUUUAGACUAGUUGAGUAUCUGGAGCAUCAGCAUUUGUGGGUUCGAUUACAGCCUCAAAAUGUCCAGAAACAAAUAACUUUCUUUCCAUCAAUUUGAUGUUAUUUUAAUGGACAAAAAAUGUGCUUUUCUUUCAAAAACAAGGAAAUUUCCAAGUGACCCCAAACUUUUGAACGGUAGUGUACAUACAGUCAGUGAGUGAGGCAUGUAUAAAAAGCUGAUAAUCUGUUACAUGCAGAGUCAACGGGCACAAUGAAACAGUCUGUUGUGCUUAAUAAAGCCAACUAACUUUAUUCUCUGCGUUCAGAAUAACAAAGAAACAUAUUACAGUUAUACAGUAUAAUCCCAGCAUAAUACUGCAAUUUAAGAUGUAUUAUGAGUAUAUCAAGUAAUUAUGAUUUUUUUUUCAGAGUGCCGUUUCUGUUUAUAAGUGACCUUCUGUGCUUACUAAUUACCUACUUUAUGAAUAUUGGACAUAUUGUCCAGUUUUGACUCACAAUUAACUGUAUUUUCUUUAUGGACACAACAUACAAUAUUAAUGGAUGUACAGGCAAUACAACUUUGUUAGAAAAAAAAUGUCUACACAUACAUUUUUAUCAGUAACAAUACAUCAUAAGUAUUAAACAAUGUUUCAAAUUGAAAUUGUUAAAAAUUACUUUUUGAAACAUUAUUGAUAUAUUUAUUUUUUCAUUGGUAUUCUUUGUUUAUAAAAUAACACUACUCAGGAACUGUUGUAAAAUUUUAAUUGUUCAUUCGUUGUAGUGCAAGAAAUGGAUACUGUUAUAUGCUUACUUCAUUUUGUCAAUAAAGACAUAACAUAAGUAACUGUA
Molecule: messenger RNA, 3118 nt
Organism: Salvelinus fontinalis (brook trout)
Lineage: Eukaryota; Metazoa; Chordata; Actinopteri; Salmoniformes; Salmonidae
Gene: jam3a
Product: junctional adhesion molecule 3a
Exons: 9
Coding region: 381-1289 (302 amino acids)
Biological process (GO): angiogenesis; cell adhesion
Molecular function (GO): protein heterodimerization activity; protein homodimerization activity
Source: RefSeq, a predicted model, not a curated record